AGAAUCUGUCCUGAGUGGGCGGAGUGUGGCUGCCGGAAACCCGGCUGCCGCCUUGGGGGAGCUUCGGGCGAAGGCUCGGGAACAGCGGACCGGGGUUGGCGCGAUGCUGUUCCCGGGAAGCGCGGUCGGCUGCCGCUGAGGAAGCUGGAGCGAGGAGUUGCCUUCCCAGCGCCCCCUAUGUACGCCUCCUCGCGCUCGGGGCCGGUCGCCGCUUUGCCCGCCUCGGUACCGCCCGUGACUCUCGGGGCCCGGAGCUCCGGCGGCGGCCGGGACCGAGUCCCGCGGGAGGGGAGGCGCCCGGGCGGCGCCCGUGCUUGCGGCCGCGGAGCGAGCGUCUGGCAGGUCCAAGGGUAGCCAAGGAUGGCUGCAGCUUCAUAUGAUCAGUUGUUAAAGCAGGUGGAGGCCCUGAAGAUGGAGAACUCAAACCUUCGACAAGAGCUAGAAGAUAAUUCCAAUCAUCUUACAAAACUGGAAACUGAGGCAUCUAAUAUGAAGGAAGUACUUAAACAGCUACAGGGAAGUAUUGAAGAUGAAACCAUGACUUCUUCUGGACAGAUUGACUUACUAGAGCGUCUUAAAGAAUUUAACUUAGAUAGCAAUUUCCCUGGAGUGAAACUACGCUCAAAGAUGUCCCUUCGCUCCUACGGGAGUCGGGAAGGGUCGGUAUCCAGCCGUUCCGGAGAGUGCAGUCCUGUUCCCAUGGGGUCCUUCCCAAGAAGAGCGUUUGUAAAUGGAAGCAGAGAAAGUACUGGAUAUUUGGAAGAGCUUGAAAAAGAAAGAUCAUUACUCCUUGCUGAUCUUGACAAAGAAGAAAAGGAAAAAGACUGGUAUUAUGCUCAACUUCAGAACCUCACGAAAAGAAUCGAUAGUCUGCCUUUAACUGAAAACUUUUCCCUGCAAACAGAUAUGACAAGAAGACAACUGGAAAUAUGAAGCAAGGGCAGAUCAGGGCUGCAAUGAGAGGAGCAGCUCGGCACCUGCCAGGACAUGGAGAAGCGAGCCCAGCGAAGAAUAGCCAGAAUUCAGCAAAUAGAAAAGGACAUACUCCGUGUACGACAGCUUUUACAGUCCCAAGCAGCUGAAGCAGAGAGGUCUUCUCAGAACAAGCAUGAAGCUGCCUCCCAUGAAGCUGAACGGCAGCAUGACGGUCAAGGAAUGGCAGAAAACAACAUGGCAACUUCUAGUAGUAGCCAGAGUCCAGCUGCACGAAUGGAUCACGAAACAGCCAGUGUUCUGAGCUCUAGCAGCACACACUCUGCUCCUCGAAGGCUAACGAGUCAUCUGGGGACCAAGGUGGAAAUGGUGUAUUCAUUGUUGUCAAUGCUUGGUACCCAUGAUAAGGACGAUAUGUCACGAACUUUGCUAGCUAUGUCUAGCUCCCAAGACAGCUGUAUAUCCAUGCGGCAGUCUGGAUGUCUUCCUCUCCUCAUCCAGCUUUUACAUGGCAAUGACAAAGACUCUGUAUUGUUGGGAAAUUCCCGGGCAGUAAAGAGGCCUCGGGCCAGGGCCAGUGCAGCUCUCCACAACAUCAUUCACUCACAGCCUGACGACAAGAGAGGCAGGCGUGAAAUCCGAGUCCUUCAUCUUUUGGAACAGAUUCGAGCUUACUGUGAAACCUGUUGGGAGUGGCAGGAAGCCCAUGAACAAGGCAUGGACCAGGACAAAAAUCCAAUGCCAGCUCCUGUUGAACAUCAAAUCUGUCCUGCUGUGUGUGUUCUCAUGAAGCUUUCAUUUGAUGAAGAGCAUAGACAUGCAAUGAAUGAACUUGGUAGGAAGGCUACCCGGGGCAUUUCACCACAGGAGCUAGGUCAGGGGCUCUCAGGGGGACUGCAAGCCAUUGCAGAGUUGUUGCAGGCAGACUGUGAGAUGUAUGGGCUCACUAAUGACCACUACAGUAUUACUCUAAGACGGUACGCUGGAAUGGCUUUGACAAACUUGACCUUUGGAGAUGUUGCCAACAAGGCUACCCUGUGUUCUAUGAAAGGCUGCAUGAGAGCACUCGUGGCCCAGUUAAAAUCUGAAAGUGAAGACUUACAGCAGGUUAUUGCAAGUGUUUUGAGAAAUUUGUCUUGGCGAGCAGAUGUAAAUAGCAAAAAGACAUUGCGAGAAGUUGGAAGUGUGAAAGCAUUGAUGGAAUGUGCUUUGGAAGUUAAAAAGGAAUCAACCCUCAAAAGUGUCUUGAGUGCCUUAUGGAACCUGUCGGCGCACUGCACUGAGAAUAAAGCUGACAUAUGUGCUGUGGACGGAGCACUUGCAUUUUUGGUUGGCACUCUUACUUACCGAAGCCAGACGAAUACGUUAGCCAUUAUUGAAAGUGGAGGUGGGAUAUUACGAAAUGUGUCCAGCUUGAUAGCUACAAAUGAAGACCACAGGCAAAUCCUAAGAGAGAACAAUUGCCUACAGACUUUAUUACAGCACUUGAAAUCUCACAGCUUGACGAUAGUCAGUAAUGCUUGUGGAACUCUGUGGAAUCUCUCAGCAAGAAAUCCUAAAGACCAGGAAGCUUUAUGGGACAUGGGGGCAGUGAGCAUGCUCAAGAACCUCAUUCAUUCAAAGCACAAAAUGAUUGCUAUGGGAAGUGCUGCAGCUCUAAGGAACCUCAUGGCAAACAGACCUGCAAAGUAUAAGGAUGCCAAUAUUAUGUCUCCUGGGUCAAGUUUGCCAUCUCUUCACGUUAGGAAGCAAAAGGCCCUAGAAGCAGAGUUAGAUGCUCAGCAUUUAUCAGAAACCUUUGACAACAUUGACAACUUAAGUCCCAAGGCAUCUCAUCGUAGCAAGCAGAGGCACAAGCCAAAUCUUUAUGGUGACUAUGCUUUUGACACCAGUCGACAUGAUGAUAAUAGGGCAGACAGUUUCAAUGCUGGGAGCAUGACUGUUCUUUCACCAUAUUUAAAUACUACAGUAUUGCCCAGCUCUUCUUCAUCGAGGGGAAGUUUAGACAGUUCUCGUUCUGAAAAAGACAGAAGUUUAGAGAGAGAACGAGGUAUUGGCCUCAGCACUUACCAUUCAACAACAGAAAAUGCAGGAACCUCUUCAAAACGAGGUUUGCAGAUCUCUAGCACUGCAGCCCAGAUUGCCAAAGUUAUGGAAGAAGUAUCAGCCAUUCAUACCUCCCAGGAAGACAGAAGUUCCGGCUCUACCACCGAAUUCCAUUGUGUGCCGGAUGAGAGGAAUGCAGCACGGAGAAGCUCUGCUUCCCAUACACAUUCAAACACAUACAACUUCACUAAACCGGAAAAUUCAAAUAGGACAUGCUCUAUGCCUUAUGCCAAAGUGGAGUAUAAGAGAUCUUCCAAUGACAGUUUAAACAGUGUCAACAGUAGUGAUGGCUACGGCAAAAGAGGUCAGAUGAAGCCCUCCGUCGAGUCCUAUUCUGAAGAUGAUGAAAGUAAGUUUUGCAGUUAUGGUCAGUAUCCAGCUGACCUAGCCCAUAAGAUACAUAGUGCAAAUCAUAUGGAUGAUAAUGAUGGAGAACUGGAUACACCGAUAAAUUACAGUCUUAAAUAUUCAGAUGAGCAGUUGAACUCUGGAAGGCAGAGUCCCUCACAGAAUGAAAGAUGGGCAAGACCGAAGCAUGUAAUAGAAGAUGAAAUAAAGCAAAACGAGCAAAGACAACCCAGAAGCCAAAACACCAAUUAUCCUGUCUAUUCUGAGAACACGGAUGAUAAACACCUCAAGUUCCAACCACAUUUUGGACAACAGGAAUGUGUUUCCCCAUAUAGGUCUAGGGGAACCAGUGGUUCAGAAACAAAUCGAAUGGGUUCUAGUCAUGCGAUUAAUCAAAAUGUAAACCAAUCUUUGUGUCAGGAAGAUGACUAUGAAGAUGAUAAGCCUACCAACUACAGUGAGCGUUAUUCAGAGGAAGAACAACAUGAAGAAGAGGAGAGACCAACAAACUAUAGUAUAAAAUAUAACGAAGAAAAACAUCAUGUGGAUCAGCCUAUUGAUUAUAGUUUAAAAUAUGCCACUGACAUUUCUUCCUCCCAGAAGCAAUCAUUUCCAUUCUCAAAGAACUCAUCAGCACAAAGCACUAAAACCGAACAUACCUCUCCAAGCAACGAGAAUACAUCCACACCUUCAUCUAAUGCCAAAAGGCAGAACCAGCUGCAUCCAAGUUCAGCACAGAGAAAUGGUCAGGCUCAAAAAGGGACCACUUGCAAAGUCCCCUCCAUCAACCAAGAGACUAUGCAGACUUACUGUGUAGAAGACACCCCCAUAUGUUUCUCAAGGUGCAGUUCAUUAUCAUCUCUGUCAUCCGCUGAAGAUGAAAUAGGAUGUGAUCCGACAACACAGGAGGCAGAUUCUGCUAACACUCUGCAGAUAGCAGAGACAAAGGAGGACGAUGGAGCCCGAUCAACUGAAGAUCCUGCGAGCGAAGUUCCAGCAGUGUCCCAGAACGCCAGAACCAAACCUAGCCGACUCCAAGCUUCUGGCUUAGCUUCAGAACCAACCAGGCAUAAGGCUGUUGAAUUUUCUUCAGGGGCCAAGUCUCCCUCCAAAAGUGGUGCUCAGACGCCCAAAAGUCCCCCCGAACACUAUGUCCAGGAGACCCCACUUGUGUUCAGCCGAUGCACUUCUGUCAGCUCACUUGACAGUUUUGAGAGUCGCUCUAUUGCUAGCUCUGUUCAGAGUGAGCCUUGCAGUGGAAUGGUGAGUGGCAUUAUCAGCCCCAGUGACCUUCCAGAUAGCCCUGGCCAGACCAUGCCACCAAGCAGAAGCAAAACCCCUCCUCCUCCUCCCCAGACAGUCCAGACCAAGAGAGAGGUGCCAAAAACUAAAGCGCCUGCUGCGGAGAAGAGAGAGAGUGGCCCUAAGCAGACUGCUGUGAAUGCUGCGGUCCAGAGGGUCCAGGUCCUUCCGGAUGCUGAUACUUUAUUGCACUUUGCCACAGAAAGUACUCCAGAUGGGUUUUCCUGUUCAUCCAGCCUGAGCGCGCUGAGCCUCGAUGAGCCAUUUAUACAGAAGGACGUGGAAUUAAGAAUAAUGCCCCCAGUUCAGGAAAACGACAACGGGAAUGAAACCGAGCCAGAGCAGCCUGAAGACAGUGAAAAUCAGGAGAAAGAGAUAGAAAACCCUGAUUCUGAAAAAGACCUACUAGAUGAUUCAGAUGACGAUGAUAUUGAAAUAUUAGAAGAGUGCAUUAUCUCAGCCAUGCCAACAAAGUCAUCACGCAAAGCCAAAAAGCUAGCCCAGACUGCUUCAAAAUUACCUCCACCUGUGGCAAGGAAGCCAAGUCAGCUGCCUGUGUACAAGCUUCUGCCAUCACAAAACAGGCUGCAGACACAGAAGCAUGUUAGCUUCACACCUGGAGACGAUAUGCCCCGCGUGUACUGUGUAGAAGGGACACCUAUAAACUUUUCCACAGCGACAUCUCUGAGUGAUCUGACAAUAGAAUCCCCUCCAAAUGAGUUGGCUGCUGGUGACGGAAUUAGAGCAGGUACACAGUCAGGCGAAUUUGAAAAACGAGAUACGAUUCCUACAGAGGGCAGAUGUACAGAUGAAGCUCAGAGGGGGAACAUCUCAUCGGUAGUUACGCCAGACCUGGAUGACACUAGGGCAGAGGAAGGAGAUAUUCUUGCAGAAUGUAUCAAUUCUGCUCUGCCCAAAGGAAAAAGCCACAAGCCUUUCCGAGUGAAAAAGAUAAUGGACCAGGUCCAACAAGCAUCAGUGACUUCAUCUGGAACUAACAAAAAUCAAUUAGACACUAAGAAAAAGAAGCCGACUUCACCAGUAAAGCCCAUGCCACAAAGUACAGAAUAUAGAACACGAAUGAGGAAGAAUGCAGACUCAAAGGUUAACGUAAAUGCUGAAGAAACUUUCUCAGACAGCAAAGACUCAAAGAAACAAAGCUCGAAAAACACCCCUAAGGACUUCAGUGAGAAGCUGCCGAACAACGAAGACAGAGUCCGUGGAAGCUUCGCCUUCGAUUCGCCGCAUCCUUACACCCCUAUUGAAGGAACUCCUUACUGCUUUUCACGAAAUGAUUCUUUGAGCUCUCUAGAUUUUGAUGAUGACGAUGUUGAUCUGUCCAGGGAAAAGGCUGAGUUAAGAAAGGGGAAAGAAAGUAAGGAUUCAGAAGCCAAAGGUAUCUGCCACACAGAACCAGCCUCAAGCCAACAGUCAGCUAGUAAGUCACAAGCUAAUACAAAACAUCCAGUAAACAGGGGACAGUCCAAACCAGGGCUUCAGAAACAACCCACUUUCCCCCAGGCCUCCAAAGACUUGCCAGAUAGGGGGGCAGCAACGGAUGAAAAAUUGCAGAAUUUUGCUAUUGAAAAUACUCCAGUUUGCUUUUCUCGAAAUUCCUCUCUGAGUUCCCUUAGUGACAUUGACCAAGAAAACAACAAUAACAAAGAAAAUGAACCAGUCAAAGAAGCUGAACCUACUAAUGCACAGGGGGAACCAAGUAAGCCUCAGGCAUCUGGGUAUGCGCCCAAGUCAUUUCAUGUUGAGGACACCCCUGUCUGCUUCUCAAGAAACAGCUCUCUCAGUUCUCUGAGCAUCGAUUCUGAAGAUGACCUGUUGCAGGAGUGCAUCAGUUCUGCAAUGCCGAAAAAGAAAAGACCUUCAAGACUCAAGGGUGAUAGUGGAAAGCAGAGUCCCAGAAACAUGGGAGGCAUAUUAGCUGAAGAUCUGACACUUGACUUGAAAGAUAUCCAGAGGCCAGAUUCAGAACACGGUUUAUCUCCUGAUUCAGAAAAUUUUGACUGGAAAGCUAUUCAGGAAGGUGCGAACUCCAUAGUGAGUAGUUUGCACCAGGCUGCUGCUGCUGCUGCAUGUUUAUCUCGACAGGCUUCGUCCGAUUCCGACUCCAUCCUCUCCCUCAAGUCAGGCAUCUCCCUGGGCUCACCCUUUCACCUCACACCCGAUCAAGAGGAGAAACCCCUCACAAGUAAUAAAGGCCCGAGAAUUCUCAAACCUGGGGAGAAAAGCACAUUAGAAGCAAAAAAGAUAGAAUCCGAAAAUAAAGGAAUCAAAGGUGGGAAAAAGGUUUAUAAAAGUUUGAUUACUGGAAAGAUUCGAUCUAAUUCAGAAAUUUCCAGCCAAAUGAAACAGCCUCUCCCGACAAACAUGCCCUCAAUCUCAAGAGGCAGGACCAUGAUCCACAUCCCCGGGGCUCGGAAUAGCUCCUCCAGUACAAGCCCUGUUUCUAAGAAGGGUGCACCCCUCAAGACUCCAGCCACCAAAAGCCCUAGUGAGGGUCCAGCAGCCACCACUUCUCCUAGAGGAACCAAGCCAUCAGUAAAAUCAGAGCUGAGCCCUAUUACCAGGCAAACUUCCCAAAUCAGUGGGUCAAAUAAGGGGCCUUCGAGAUCAGGAUCUAGAGACUCCACUCCCUCAAGGCCUACACAGCAACCAUUAAGUAGGCCGCUGCAGUCUCCAGGGCGAAACUCCAUCUCCCCUGGUAGAAAUGGAAUAAGCCCUCCUAACAAACUGUCUCAGCUGCCCAGAACGUCGUCGCCGAGCACUGCUUCAACCAAGUCCUCAGGCUCUGGGAAAAUGUCCUAUACAUCCCCCGGCAGACAGAUGAGCCAACAAAACCUUACCAAACAAGCAGGCUUACCCAAGAAUGCCAGUAGUAUCCCGAGAAGCGAGUCCGCAUCUAAAGGGCUGAACCAGAUGAGCAAUGGCAAUGGGUCCAAUAAGAAGGUAGAACUUUCUAGAAUGUCUUCAACUAAGUCAAGUGGAAGUGAGUCAGAUAGAUCAGAAAGGCCUGUGCUAGUACGCCAGUCUACUUUCAUCAAAGAAGCCCCAAGCCCGACCCUAAGGAGGAAGCUGGAGGAGUCUGCCUCAUUUGAGUCCCUGUCUCCAUCUUCUAGACCAGACUCUCCCACCAGGCCCCAGGCACAGACCCCAGUGCUAAGUCCCUCCCUUCCUGAUAUGUCUCUGAGCACACAUCCAUCUGUUCAGGCUGGUGGAUGGCGAAAGCUCCCACCUAAUCUCAGCCCCACUAUUGAGUAUAAUGAUGGGAGACCAGGAAAGCGCCACGAUAUCACACGCUCCCAUUCUGAAAGUCCUUCCCGACUGCCAAUCAACCGGGCAGGAACCUGGAAGCGAGAGCACAGCAAACACUCCUCGUCCCUCCCUCGAGUGAGCACUUGGAGAAGAACUGGAAGCUCAUCUUCCAUUCUUUCCGCUUCGUCGGAGUCCAGUGAAAAAGCAAAGAGUGAGGAUGAAAAGGUUGUGAACUCUGUGCCGGGACCCAGACAAGCGAAGGAAAACCAGGUGCCCACAAAGGGCACGUGGAGGAAAAUCAAAGAAAGUGAAAUAUCUCCCACAAACACGGUUUCUCAGACCACUUCCUCAGGUGCUGCCCAUGGUGCUGAAUCAAAGACUCUGAUUUAUCAGAUGGCACCUCCUGUUUCUAAAACAGAGGACGUUUGGGUGAGAAUUGAAGACUGCCCCAUUAACAACCCUCGGUCUGGAAGGUCUCCCACAGGUAACACCCCUCCAGUGAUUGACAGUGUUUCAGAAAAGGGAAAUCCAAGCAUUAAAGACGCAAAAGACAGUCAGGGAAAGCAGAGUGUGGGCAGCGGCAGUCCUGUGCACAUGGCGGGCCUGGAGAACCGCCUGAACUCCUUUGUUCAGGUGGACGCCCCAGAGCAGAAAGGAACGGAGGCAAAGCCAGGACAGAGUGGCUCUGUGCCUGCAGCAGAGCCUGGUGAGACGAGUGUAGUCGAGCGCACCCCUUUCAGCUCAAGCAGCUCCAGCAAGCACAGCUCACCUAGUGGGACUGUUGCUGCCCGAGUGUCGCCUUUUAAUUACAACCCGAGCCCUCGGAAAAGCAGUGCAGAUGGCACGUCAGCCCGGCCCUCGCAGAUCCCAACGCCGGUGAGCAACAGCACCAAGAAGCGGGAUUCAAAGACUGACAGCACGGAAUCCAGUGGAGCCCAGAGUCCUAAGCGCCAUUCUGGGUCUUACCUCGUAACAUCUGUUUAAAAGAGCUGGAAGGACAAACCUAGAAAAAGCUGGUCUUAUCACAACUGCUGUAUAGAGACUUUAUUUCAAAGAAAACUUUAAAGGUUGAAAAUUUUUGUAAAUAGGUUUGACUCUCGUUAGAGGGGUUUUGUUCUGGAAACCAUGUUUGAUAGUCCACUUGGUCCUCACCGGUCAUUUUGGAAGGCACUCUUGUUAGGUAGGAAAGAAAUGGUAAAGCCAAGUAUAUUUGUACAGUAUGUUUCACAUGUAUGUAAGUGGCAUCCAUCCCAUCGUCCUUUAAUCAUCGCUUAUCUUAAAAUAACACUACAGAUAGAUGCUAUAUGAUAUAUUGCUGUUAUCAAUCGUUUCUAGAUUAUAAAAUAAACUUACAUCAGGGAGAAAUUGGUAUUUAUGCAAAAAAUAGUCCUCGUGAAUCCAUCUAAUGUCAUAAUUGAUCAUGUAGCUGUGAAAUUCACAGUGAUAUGGUUCCCAGUGCACAUGUUUACCCAGCCUGCUUUGCUUUCCUGCAUGAAUGAAACUGAUGGUUCAGUUCCCGUGGUCACAUGGUGUGCAUGGGGUAGCUAGAGUGUGGCAGCUCACACAUUUUUACCUGAACUAGAGUUUAUCGAAAGUAGGUAGGAUUUUUGCUAUGCUGUAACUGUUGUAUAUUCUGGUAUUUGAGGUGAGAUGGCUGCUCUUUUAUUAAUGAGACGAGCUGUGUCUCAAACUAAAUGAACAUUUCAGAAUAAAUUAUUGCUGUAUGUAAACUAUUACUGAAAUUGGUAUUUGUUUGAAGGGUCUUAUUUCACGUUUGUAUUAAUAAUUGUCAAAAGGGCCUCUUUUAAAAGCUAAAUGUAAAUUUUUUCUUGAGAUUCUAUGCAUUAAGAGUAAAAUUCCCUCUUACUGUAAUAAAGACAAUGAAGAAGAUUCUUGACACUUACCCAUUCCUAAAAUUUAUUUUUAUGUACUUAGCACCUCUCAAUGCUUGAUAUCCCUCCACUUCUUUUCUUAUACGCUGGAGUCUGAUUAAAGCAAAUGCCUGAAAUAGCACAAGACGAGGAGAGAUCGGCCCACUUAGAAUAAUAGCUCCUUUUCCUUGAUAGGAUUCAUACUUGAAACAUUGGCUUCUGACAGGUGUCACUUGUGUCUUUCGGGCUUUACAGUGCACUGUCUUACCCGUCACCUCCAUGUUGAUACUGGGUCUGAAAUUGAUGCCUGUCACCACUCUGUAUGUUAAAGUAGAUUGUUUGUGACCAGGCAUAAUCAGUAUUUUCUGAUGCUCAAAGAAUACAAGUCAGUGAAAUGUCAGAGAUAAAUUUAAUGCUGUUACAAUAAUUUUUAAAGAAAGACAAAGGUGAUUGCCGUCAAGCCUGAAGACCCACAUGGUCCCUAAAGCUGCCCUCUGACCUCCACACACCUGCCAUGGCACAUCUGCAAGUGCACACACAAAGCUCAUACAUUUCCAAAGGACUGCCUAGGGCCAACAAGGUGGCUCAGCAGGUGACGUGGAAGCUGCCCUCUAACUGCCACACAUGCACCAUAAUUAAUAAGUCAAAAGGUUUCUUUAGUUCCAGCCUGUUAAGGACAACUUCGUUUUUAAUGGGUACAGUGGUGAGGUGUUUAGUGCCCACUUCCCAUAUGGCAGAGAGACUCCGUCAUGAGGGGGAUUGCACCGAUACACGUAAUUAGCCAAGAGUUUCAAUUUUGUCAGACUUUAUCUGAAGUGUGGGUUUUUAAAAAAAAAAAAACAAUAUCCCAUCAUGUUCUCCCGGGCUGCCAUGAGCAUCGGGGAUGGGGAUGUAGUCAUAGCUGCCUUUCAGUCAUAAUUUCGGUUAGAAUUACUGCACGCCAAUUUUUAUAAGCCACUUCAAGUAUUUCUGUGGAAAGAUAUGAGGUAUUAGUUAGAAUAAAUUGCUUUUUAGUACAUGUCUUUAAAAAUCAAUGUUCAAACUAAAAGAAGAGUUCAUUCCACCUGUUGGAGACUAAAAUCCCCAGGGGCAGCCCUACUGGGAAGGGUCUGUCUGUGUUGUCCCUUGUCGUUGUUGAGUGAAACCCUCUGGCUAGAGGUGAUGGCUGUGGAAGUGAAGGUCUUUCCUCCGUUCUGCUCUGGAAAGUUCACUGGGUGAUGUCUUAACUGGGAGCAAGCCCAGUGCUCCAGCUGCUGCUUUAAGGGCACACUAAGCCCACUGUUGAGGAUUGACCACUACUUAGCAGGCUAUUAAAGGGCAGGGGCCUGUUUAGUUUUGGACUACAGCAAAGAAAGCCUAAGGUAGCAGUUUUCAGACAGGUAGGUGUGUUUGGGUCGUCAGAAGUGUUUAUUAAAUCACAGCUGGGCCCCACACCCCCAGUUUGAGAGAGUUGACCUGGAGAGGGUUGCAAGAACGAUUUCAGGGAUGAUACGUGGCCUUAUGGGGUGGGGACCGUGAAGAACCACUGUCCUUAGUAGCCACAGCACAGCGCUUAACACUUAAAACAACUGGACCUUUAACCUGCCCAGGAAGCUCCUUGGCAGGAAAGACCUGAAUAUUGAGUUGUCCAAUUCCAUAACCUGUGUCAACUCACAGUAGGGAGUAAACUCACCAGACUAACAAACACGCAGUUCUGAACAUGUCCACUGCAUCUGAGGAUCAGCUUGUGUUAGAGAGACAGCUUAGAGACCGCUCCCGUUAAAGAGCCUUACCAAUAUGUAGUUUGGAUAUGCGGUAUGAGACUGAAAAGAGAAAUUCGAGAUGAGAGAAAAUUGGUUGUAGGUGAAAGGAAAAUCCUCCAUUUGUUAGUGCACAGUAGCAGUGAUGGACCGAUGGUAAGCUUUGCAGAUCACCAGGGCGCUAAGGAGGUAAAGAUGAAAUAAGACAGGCCCUGUGGGAACCAACCAGUACUGUUCAUGCGUCAGGAUUUUCUUUAUGUGUAAAAUGUGGAUCAUAUUACCACAAAGUUAAUUGAAAAAUGAGUUUGUUGCUGAAAACGGGAGACAGUUGACAGCUAAGAAAAGAAAAGAAUACUAGAAAUGCAAGAAUUAAACUGCCCAAAGUUAAAGAUGGGUUUGCAUGAUCAGAUGAUUGACUCUACCAAACAACUUUUCAAGAGUCGAGGAGGCUGACAUGGAGUGUGUCUUGUUUCUCACUUUCUAGUGAGCUUGUUUCCCUCACAUGCUCCUUAGAAUACUGCUUUGUAAUGUGGAGAUCUAUGAACUGUGACUUCUGUGAACCCAGGUCAUUUUCCUCCUGGUCUCUUAACUCUGGUCUAUGAAAAUACGUUCUGCUUUUUGUUAGACCAUUGCUGCAUCUUUCAGACUGUAUGUUCUAUAUGUGUAAUACUGUUCUUGGUGCUAAAUAUACUUUCCUCUGGUAUUCAGGAUAAUUUUUCUCUAUAUUUCUGUUCACUUACUUUCUUGAAGUUACCUGAUUGUUAUUUUUAAUUAAAAAUGCUUAAUGUA
Messenger RNA from Arvicola amphibius (Eurasian water vole), 12355 nucleotides. RefSeq names its product APC regulator of WNT signaling pathway (gene Apc). Lineage: Eukaryota; Metazoa; Chordata; Mammalia; Rodentia; Cricetidae. The record is from RefSeq and is a predicted model, not a curated record. The coding region runs from base 988 to 8940 and encodes 2650 amino acids. Gene Ontology annotation, molecular function: beta-catenin binding; microtubule binding; gamma-catenin binding. Gene Ontology annotation, biological process: negative regulation of canonical Wnt signaling pathway; Wnt signaling pathway; nervous system development. Gene Ontology annotation, cellular component: catenin complex; cytoplasmic microtubule; beta-catenin destruction complex. The transcript has 17 exons.